Prunus armeniaca (apricot) is the source of this 594-nucleotide messenger RNA. NCBI's taxonomy places the organism in Eukaryota, Viridiplantae, Streptophyta, Magnoliopsida, Rosales, Rosaceae. The record is from the annotation of a GenBank genome assembly.
AUGAAGAGGACUCGCAGAAGUACUACUGAGGCUUCAUCAUCUCAACUUAAUAGACAGUGUCCCACAACCUCAAUGAGGAGACAGAGAGGGGCUCCCCAAGAUCACUUUGAGGAUACUACAGAGCUUGAAGAUGUAGCUGCUACUCAUGAUAGUAAUGUUGAGGUACAUGUGGAGCCUACUGAGCCAUCUCGAGAACGUGAGCCCCUUAGGUGCAUGUCGAAGACAUCUACCCUUCAUGAAUGGAAUUGGUGGGGUAUUCCAAAUAACGGCAUUCCUGUGUUUGGUGCAGCGGUUGCUCCGCUUGAAGAUGAUAACGACAUAAAUUUUGAGUUACUACUUAGAGACCUUGAUAGUGUUGCUAGUUAUUCAUGGGGUUAUGAGUGCUUAGCAUGGUUGUAUAAACAAUUAAGCCAAGCUUCGAGGUCUGAGAUGAAGCAGAUUCCUGGGUACAUGACUUUGCUGAAGGCAUUGGUGUAUGAGCACAUGCAUGGUGUUGUUAUCCCUGAUCAUGAGCUUGAUUAUUUAGAGGUCCAGCCUCGUGCACUUCGUUGGAUUCCACGUCGAGACAAUGACAUGACAUCGGUAGACGUGUAG